Messenger RNA from Arthroderma uncinatum, 483 nucleotides. RefSeq lists its product as uncharacterized. Gene Ontology annotation, biological process: proteasome assembly. The coding region runs from base 1 to 483 and encodes 160 amino acids. The transcript is spliced from 2 exons. NCBI's taxonomy places the organism in Eukaryota, Fungi, Ascomycota, Eurotiomycetes, Onygenales, Arthrodermataceae. The record is from RefSeq and is a predicted model, not a curated record.
AUGUCGUCAAAAUCGCAGGUCGAGAUGGUGGACGUUGAGUCGUUAAUCCCGAAUUUGGGACAUGCGCCAUAUCCUGGUUCCACGAAACAGGCUGCCGGUGUAGUCGGUGGGCAGCCGACGGAUGUCAUGGCUAUCUCAUUUCAAGACAAGAUUCUAGUGACCGUGACGCAGAAUGGACGCUUAGCACAAUGGCUUCACGUCCCGCUAGACAUCUCAGGCCCUACUGGUGGCUUUAAUACACUCGCGAAUCAGGAAGAUGGCCUCCUCCCUCGGCCGGAAUUCAAUGCUACUCCUUUACUUGGUGGUCGAUCUGGCGAUUGGGAAGUUGUCGGUCAGCUUUAUGCAUGCCAAAUUGCGACAGCUAUAGCUGCAAAGUCCCCUGAUGAGAAGAGAUUGUUGGUCGUGGGACUUGGCCUAGAGACAGCCGACGUCGACCGGGAUAUAUAUCUAGGCAUCGUCGAUCUUGUUCUGGAAUGCUUAUGA